Messenger RNA from Medioppia subpectinata, 1599 nucleotides. The record is from the annotation of a GenBank genome assembly. NCBI's taxonomy places the organism in Eukaryota, Metazoa, Arthropoda, Arachnida, Sarcoptiformes, Oppiidae.
AUGUCUGAAACGGGUUUCACGGGAUUUGAUUUGAGACAUAACUUGGAUGCGGUCGACGGCGCCCACGGAAUCUAUUCCACCGAUUAUUAUACAGAAAGUGCUGUUAAAUUAAUAUCCGAUCACAACAUUGAGAGACCACUAUUUGUGUACAUGUCUUACCAGAGCGUCCACUCAGCCAACAGUCCGUACGAACUCCAGGCGCCCAAACAAUUAGUCGAUAAAUUCAGUUAUAUUAAGGACGAGAAUAGGAGAAUAUUUGCGGCCACUCUUUACUCAAUGGAUUUGUCAAUUGGAAGGAUUGUCAAUGAGUUGCAUAACAAGAAUAUUCUUAACAAUACUAUCAUUUUAUUCAUGAGUGAUAACGGGGCAGCUAUUAGUGGUUUUAUGGCCAUAAUACCCUUCAUCACGGCUGUAUACCUGGGUGCGGUACCGGCCGCUGGAGAUGUCGAGCGGCUUUCCCAAACUGACCCUCCCGCUGCUGCUCGGUUUGUGAAUUACAUUCGCCAAUAUUCUGGCAAUUACUCCACUAAUCAGCUGCUCAUUCCUAUGGUCGGCAAGCGCCUGGUUCACGAACAUGGACAAACUGAUCCGUACCGCGAUACGGUACUGGCACUUCCUAGUACCGGUGCCAGUACCUCGGUACUGGUACGGUACUGGUACUGGUGUUGCGAUACAAACGGUACUAACGGUACUAGAGAGGUACUAACGGGACUGGAGGUACUAACGAUACUAGAGGUACUAACGGGACUGGAGUCCAACAACACUCUCACCAGUAAAUCCGACGACUUUUUCCCAUACGCUUCGGACAACAACACCUAUUGGACGGGUUAUUUCACUUCUCGACCGGCGCUCAAACGAUACGAAAGGGUUGGCAACAAUUUUCUACAGGUGUGCAAACAGUUGGACGUAUUGGCCGGUAUGGGCGGCGCUUACGAUAAGGAGGUGACUGCUCUACGCGAAUGGCAGGCUGUUAUGCAACACCAUGAUGCUAUUACGGGCACCGAGAAACAGCACGUGGCCGAUAAUUACGCCCUCAAACUGGCCAAGAGUAUUGCCUGCUGCGAACGGGUGGUGGACAGGGCUGUGGCCAAAUUGGCCGCAAAAUCAAUGGCCAACCGGACUGUCCAGUCUGUACCGGAGCAGCUAUUUUGCCAACAGUUGAAUGUUAGCGCUUGCGAGUGGACCGAGUCGUUGAACACAUCGCUAGCCGUUACGGUGUAUAACCCGUACGGACAGCCGGUGCGGCACAUAUUGCGACUGCCGAUCACCGACCGGUCGCACGUAUUGGAGCUCAAAGAGCGGGUUAGCGAAGCGGUAGAGGAACUAGUGUUUAAAGCGUCGGUACCGGCGCUCGGAUUUGCCACUUAUAUCUUAAAACCUCAAGACACAGGCGUUUCCCGGACAGCACCGUUAGUGCGUAGAGUGGAGCGUGACUUUCGGGUACAAACCCCGGGCUUUAACGUGCAUUUCGAUGGGUACGGACGGUUACAGGCGCUGCAGUUUCGCGACUCGGGUAGGACGGUGUCGGUGCGUCAGGAGUUUGCUUACUUAAUCAUCAUUGAAAGCAUAAUUAAAAUUAAUAUAAAUGAUGUACAAUAA